Molecule: messenger RNA, 1259 nt
Organism: Dendronephthya gigantea
Lineage: Eukaryota; Metazoa; Cnidaria; Anthozoa; Malacalcyonacea; Nephtheidae
Product: ethylmalonyl-CoA decarboxylase-like
Exons: 6
Coding region: 76-963 (295 amino acids)
Biological process (GO): fatty acid beta-oxidation
Cellular component (GO): cytosol
Molecular function (GO): enoyl-CoA hydratase activity
Source: RefSeq, a predicted model, not a curated record
UUCAAGGAGCGGAAAAAUAGAAAUACGGCUGAGAUUCUUUUUUUUGUAGUUUUUAGCUAACUCGUAUGGUUUAAAAUGUUCAUGCGAAGAGCAAGUGACAGGGUUCUGUCUUUUGGUAAAGCAAUGACUCGAUGCCUCGCAUUAGCGGGAGAAAAUAAACGUUUCUUGCGCGAAAAAUUCAAGAACUUAGGAGGGGGAGAUGUAUUGCUUGAACGGCUUGAUUAUCAAGGGCAAAACAUAGCUUUAAUAAGUUUAUCUAAUCCAGAAAACAGGAAUGCAUUAAGCGGCAAAAUGAUGGUGAAAUUAGCGGAAACUGUAGACGAAUUACAGCAUUGGUCUGAGGGCAAGGCAGUGAUUCUUCGAGGCGUACAGAGAACAUUUUGCUCUGGUGCUGAUCUUGCCGUGGCUAGAAAUAUUUUAACACACGAAGAAGGCGAAAUGAUGUGUACUUUAAUGCAUGACACAAUACUUCGAUUGAAAUAUUUGCCCCUUGUUUCUGUAGCUGUCGCAGAAGGACAAGCUCUUGGAGGAGGGGCAGAGCUUCUUCUAUGCUGUGACUUCAGGCUGAUGGCAGCCAACGCAGUUAUUCAUUUUGUUCAAGCAAGAAUGGGUGUGACACCGGGCUGGGGAGGAGCGAGUCAGUUAGUAGAUACAGUUGGAAAACGAGAAGCUUUAAAAAUUUUGGCUUCCUCUAAAAAGAUUCAUGCAAAUGAAGCAUUAAAUUUGGGACUUGUUGAUGAUAUUAUACCUGAUGAUAUAGAAAACGUUCAGGGUGUAGUAUGUGAUUGGUUGUUGCCUUAUAUAAAACACCCACCUGCAGUGAUACAGUCAACAAAGAAAUGCAUCGUGGGAAACAUGAAACCACUGGAGGAAAUAUUAGAAUUUGAAAGGGCUAUAUUUAAAACAAUGUGGGCUAGUGAACAUAAUUUGAAGGCUCUUUCAAAAAACCUAAAGCAUAAAUAGAAUGCUAUCUUCAUUACCACCUGUUUUAGGGUUCUCACGAUUCCGUCUUGCCACCUCAAUGCUGUAGGGAUGGACCGGAAGAAUUCCAGCCUGAAUAUGCAUCAACAAAAAAUUGAAAUGCCUUCUUAAUGUAAAUAAAUGAAAUAAUGCACUAUGUUCCUUACCAAACCUAGAAGAACUGACACAGGCUUCUUUGGUUCUGCACCAUGGGCAAGCCAGUAUCUAUGUCAAGAGAAAUAUUUAAUAUAGAAUAAAUGAAAUGUUUGAAUAUUUUACCAGUGAUGGUUGCACAUUUC